Molecule: messenger RNA, 834 nt
Organism: Tilletiopsis washingtonensis
Lineage: Eukaryota; Fungi; Basidiomycota; Exobasidiomycetes; Entylomatales
Product: putative NIT2-nitrilase
Exons: 6
Coding region: 1-834 (277 amino acids)
Molecular function (GO): hydrolase activity, acting on carbon-nitrogen (but not peptide) bonds, in linear amides
Source: RefSeq, a predicted model, not a curated record
AUGCCGCUCGCCGCCGUCGCCCAGCUCACGAGCUCCGCCAGCAUCGCCGCCAACCUCUCCGCCGCGCAGUCGCUGCUCAAGCGAGCCGCCAGCGCGGGGGCACGCGCCGUGUUCCUGCCCGAAGCAUGCGACUUCAUCGCGCCGGCCGCCGACGUGCCGGCCUUGGCGGCGUCGGCCGAGGCACGCAGCUUUGUGGCCGAGGUGGCCAAGGCGGCAAAGGAGCACGGCGUGUGGGUCUCGAUGGGCGUGCAUGAGAUGGGCGAGGAGAAACGCUGCUGGAACACCAAUGUGCUCGUGGAUGCGCAGGGAGAGGUGCGCGAGAGGUAUCGCAAGCUGCACCUCUUCGACGUGGACAUCGCCGGUGGCCUCAAGAUUCUCGAGUCGGGGACCACGAUCCCCGGCAAGCAGCUGCCAGCCGCCGUUCCCUCGCCCCUCGGACAGAUCGGCCUGCAGACAUGCUACGACGUGCGCUUCCCUGAGGCUGCGCUUGCACUGCGACGACAGGGCGCCGAAAUCCUGACGUACCCCUCGGCAUUCACUGUGCGGACGGGCGCUGCGCACUGGGAGCUGCUGCUGCGAGCCCGAGCCGUUGACACGCAGUGCUGGGUGCUUGCCGCUGCACAAGUUGGCGCUCAUCCUGGUUCCAAGCGUGUAUCGUACGGCCAUGCCAUGAUCGUUGAUCCGUGGGGCAGCGUGGUAGCUCAAUGUCCCGACACACAGCCGUACGAGCCGACCUUCUGCGUGGCCGACAUCGACCUCACACAUCUCAGCAAGCUGCGCGCCGAGAUGCCGCUGUGGGAACAGCGGCGAACAGAUGUGUAUGCCGAGUUGUAG